AUGGUGCUGAUUACAUUGAAAGGUGCACCUGAUUUUAUUUUAUCACGUUGUUCAACGUACAAAACCGACUGUGACGAAGACACGUUGCCGAUGACCGAUGAAUUUCGAACUAUCCUUCAACAACGACAAGAAACAUUAGGUGAAUCAGGAUAUAGAGUGAUAGCGAUGAUUCAACAAAAACUGACCAAACGGCGAUACGAUGCUAUGAUGGAGUCGUACAGGGCAGGCAAAAGCCAUCCCCAAUCACCCGAAGAGUCAUCGUCUAGCGUACUCGACUUGAAUGGAUUACCAGCAGAUAACUAUUGCUUCAUUGGUAUGUUUGCACUGCUUGAUCCAGCGCGUCUGGAAGUACCCGAAGCUGUGCUCAAAGCACGCCAUGCUCAUAUUCGUGUUGCUAUGGUUACUGGCGACCAUCCGACGACAGCAGCGGCGAUUGCCAAGAAGGUCAAUAUUUUUACCAAAGAAGUCAGUAUUGAUGGUGGUAUUGACAAAUUCAAAAUAGAAUACAAUAGUGAAACACAAGAAACUGUAGCCCAUUUUCUACGUAAUACACAUACAUUGCUUGAACGUCAUAUUGUUGAAGAUUUAACAACACCCACCAAUAUAAAAGGCAUCAAAUCAGUUUCGAAUCCGAGGAAAAAGUCGAACAUUUUUAAAAGACUCUGGAACGGUUUUCUCUACUACUUGCGCGAUCCAAACCAAGUCAAAAGUGUGAAAAAACUUGAUAUUAUUCCCUACGGAGUCAUUGUUACCGGUAGUGAUAUGCAUUCAAUGGACGAACAUAUGUGGGAUUGGGUCUUGUCUCAUAGAGAAAUUGUUUUUGCUCGAACAUCGCCAGAACAAAAACUACAGAUUGUUAUGGCAUUUUCCAAACGUGGUGAAGUCGUCGCUGUGACAGGAGACGGAACAAACGAUGCGCCUGCACUUAAACAGGCCGAUUUAGGUGUCGCAAUGGCAGCAGGAACAGAGGUCGCCAAGGAAGCUGGAGAUCUGAUCUUACUAGAUAACAACUUUUCAUCAAUUAUCAGUGCAAUUGAAAUGGGUCGAUUACUAAGUGAUAACUUGAAAAAAGUUGCCAUCUAUCUGCUACCAGGAGGCACAUGGUCUGAAGUAAUUCCUGUACUUGUGAGUACUUGGAUGGGCAUUCCACUUUCAUUAUCUCUUUUUCUUGGUGUUGUUUUCUGCAUGUUUAACGACAUUGUUAAUUCUUUGGCAAUGGUUUCAGAAAAAGCCGAGCAGGAUAUUAUGUCUCGGCCGCCAGCCAUUCGUCAUAAAACUCAUCUGAUUGACUGGAAAUUACUUGUUCACGCUUACUUAAUUAUGGGAAAUAUUGAAUGUUUUACUGCGUUUUUCUGUUUUUUCUGGUAUUAUGCGUCGGAAGGCAUUCCCGUCAGCAGUAUCUUUUUCACCUACGCUAGUUUUGGUACAAAUCCUCCCAUCGAUAAGUCAGCGGAUGAGCUCAAUAGUAUUCUACAAACUGGCCAAUCCAUAUAUUAUGUAUCGUUAUGUAUCAUGCAAAUGUUUAAUCUAAUUUCGACAAGAACACGUUAUGUAUCAUUCUUUAAACAUAAUCCAUUCUUUGGAAAGACGCGUAAUUUAACCAUCUGUAUAGGGGUUGUUUUCUCGACGUCUGUCGGCCUGCUUAUUACACUAGUACCUUGGUUCAACUCAGUAUUUAAAACCAAACCGGUGCCAGUAAAGUAUAUCUGUCCAGCGCUAGGCUUUGGUGUUGGUUUAUUUGUAUUCGAUGAAGUGCGUAAGUUUCUUGUGCGACGUUAUCCGAAAUCAUUUCUGGCUAAAAUCGCUUGGUAA
Adineta ricciae is the source of this 1812-nucleotide messenger RNA. NCBI's taxonomy places the organism in Eukaryota, Metazoa, Rotifera, Eurotatoria, Adinetida, Adinetidae. The record is from the annotation of a GenBank genome assembly.